Anthostomella pinea is the source of this 468-nucleotide messenger RNA. The record is from the annotation of a GenBank genome assembly. Lineage: Eukaryota; Fungi; Ascomycota; Sordariomycetes; Xylariales; Xylariaceae.
AUGGCUCCUGCUGCAGAGCACAUCAACGAGCUGAGCAGCCGAUAUGGAUGCAACUAUGGCUAUGACGGAUACGGAAACUGUAGAAAUUACAGCGGAUGGUCAUAUUGGGGUCGUUGGGUCUUUACCGCCGUCCUCGUUGUCGUGAUCCUCGCCGUCUUCUUCCUCUUGGCCUGCAUCAAAGCUCGUCGCCGCCGUCGCGGAGGCGCUCAGCCCAUGUACGGUACUGGAUGGAUGGCCGGCAAUCAAGGCAACCAGCAGUACAACAAUCCGCAAGGCUAUAACCAGGCACCUCCGCCAGCUUACGGAGCUCCGCAGGGCCAGGCUUACCCGAUGAACAAUCAGUACCAGACCACUGACGGAUACUACGGUCAGCAAAGCGGCGUGCAGCAGCCCAAGGACGUCCAUAACAACCCGACCACGGCGAACAACGAUUACGCACCUCCCGCUGGCCCGCCCCCGGGCAAAUAG